AACACUCACAAAACUAUAGGCUCAAGGAGGAAAAACACGUUCUCGGUGAGGUAGCAACUUCAGACAAGUCAUGGGAGUAUUAGAACUGUUUCUCCAGUCUUCCACCUCUAUUUCUCUGUUGGGGGGUCUUGUUGUCCUGCUAUUUGUCUACCUCAUCUCCUCCUCCAGCUUCAGCUCGAAGGAAGACAGUAAGGAACCUCCAGGACCAAAACCAUUUCCCCUAAUCGGGAACCUGCUGCAGCUUAACCUUAAGAGACCCUACAACACAUUACUGAAGCUUUCCAAGACAUAUGGAUCAGUGUUCACUGUGUAUUUGGGACCCCAAAAAGUGGUGGUCCUGGCUGGAUACAAGACAGUGAAAGAGGCACUUGUCAACUAUGCUGAUGAGUUUGGUGAAAGAGAUCCAAUGUUAAUAAUGCAGGAAUCUAAUCAAGGCCAUGGGGUUUUAUGGUCCAAUGGUGAUUCAUGGAAAGAGAUGAGGCGCUUUGCUUUGACUAACCUGAGAGACUUUGGGAUGGGCAAGAAGGCGAGUGAGGACAAAAUCAUUGAGGAAUGUGAACACCUCAUUGAAGUGUUUAAGACAUUUAAAGGUGAAGCUUUUGAUACGACCCAACCAAUAAACUAUGCAGUCUCUAAUAUUAUCUGCUCCAUUGUUUAUGGCAGCAGAUUUGAAUAUGAUGAUCCAGAGUUUACAUCCCUGGUAGAUCGAACAAACAGAAACAUUCAACUUCUGGGCUCCCCAUCAGUACAGGUAUAUAACCUGUUUCCAUGGAUCGGUAAAUUGAUUGCUAAAAGGAAGGAAUUCGAGACAUCAACUGCUGCCAACAAGAAACAGAACUUACAGCUGUUCAGUCGUUUGAAAGAGACCCUCAAUCCACAGAUGUGCAGAGGCUUUGUGGAUGCCUUUCUGGUCCGAAAGCAAAAUCUGGAGGAAUCUGGAAUUGCUUACAGUCACUUCCACGAUCACAACCUUAUGCAGACAGUUAUUAAUCUCUUUGCUGCUGGCACUGACACAACAGCAACUACUCUAAGAUGGGGACUUCUGUUCAUGGCCAAGAAUCCAAAAAUACAAGACCAGGUCCAGGAGGAGCUGAGCAGGGAGAUUGGAAGUCGUAAAGUGCAGGUUGAGGACAGGAAGAACCUGCCCUUCACCGACGCUGUCAUCCAUGAGACACAGAGACUGGCCAGCAUCCUCCCGAUAGCAGUGCCUCACAAAACGAGCCAAGACAUCACCUUCCAGGGUCACUUUAUUAAGAAGGGGACCACGGUAUAUCCUCUCUUGACAUCUGUCCUACAUGAUGAGAGUGAGUGGGAGAGACCACACAGCUUUUAUCCUGCUCACUUCCUGGACAAAGACGGGAAGUUUGUCAAGCGGGACGCCUUCAUGCCCUUUUCUGCAGGUCGCAGGAUUUGUCUUGGAGAGAGUCUGGCCAGGAUGGAGCUCUUCAUCUUCUUCACCACCCUGCUGCAGCACUUUCGUUUCACUCCUCCUCCUGGAGUUUCAGAGGAUGAACUGGAUCUGACUCCACGUGUGGGCUUCACCCUCAACCCUUCACCCCAUAAACUGUGUGCUGUUUCCUGUAUGUGAGCAGUAGGGCUAAACGAAAAUGCUGCUUGGACCCACUUUUAUGACUUUGACUCACUUCAAGAGACUAGAUUUUCAUUUGUACAGCAUUAUAUUCCAUGUUGCAAUUAACAGAAUUUUUAUUUCAUCAAAGAUUAGCAGAUAAGUAACUAAAUGCAGAUCAGUAACCUGAUGAUGCACCAGAUGAUGUGUUACACAGAACCAUCUGAAAAGCCAUCAUUGGAAACGGUUUGGAAAAGGGCAGGAACUUAAAAAAUACCUGGCAGGUGAUUGGACAUAUAUUAGAAUAAUCACAUUAUUAAAUGAUAGGCAUGACCACUGAAGAUAUAUUAAAGUUUAUUUUACUUGAGAACCCAACAAGGAGGCAGUCUCCGUUAUCCAGAAUAGUACAGACAAUGACCUGAGCAAAAAGCUCUCUACAGCUGCUUUUUAUAAUACCAAGUGCAAAUGUGAUAAAUCAUGAUACAGAGUAGAUGUCGUCAAUUGUUAUCUGGUCAGAGUUGAUGACGCCUCCCCUAUCUGGUCUGGGAGGGCAUGUAUACCCAUAGGAACACACCGUGCUCAGACAAGGACACGCAAUAGCUGUAAUCUUGUUUAGAGUAUUCAGUAUAAUAUUCUAUGCAAACAGUUUAAUAAUGACAAGAGAGAAAGUAUGUCAAUCAAAAUUUCUCCAACAAUAUACCAUCUGUCUAUAACAUCUGCCACUGUGUUUUUGACAAACAGUCUCAGGCAUCACAUACACCUAAACCACAGCCCGUAGCUACCAGUAGCUCCAUACCGGAAGCUGAUUGGUUCGAUAAGCUGGUAGUUGAGACACAAAUGCAUUACUUGAAGCCUGAAAAGAUGGAGUUUCAUGUGACCUUGUGAUACCGCGACUAUCUAGCUGCAUUCAAGGUCAGCCAAUCAGACCAGGUAGAUGGUAUUCUCUACAUGCACUGGUAUCUCUGACUAUCCUGCCAUUAAAAGUUUAGAUGGUAUUCAUAUCACUCUUGCUGAGCCACACAAAUACUUUGGAAAUUGGCUUGACAGCAGACUGGAAUUCAAGAUUCAUACUCAACAUUGGAGCCAAAGAUGUUAUUACAUUACAUGUCAUUUAGCUGAUGAUUUUAUCCA
This is a messenger RNA of Perca flavescens (yellow perch), 2698 nucleotides long. RefSeq names its product cytochrome P450 2K1. NCBI's taxonomy places the organism in Eukaryota, Metazoa, Chordata, Actinopteri, Perciformes, Percidae. Gene Ontology annotation, cellular component: intracellular membrane-bounded organelle; cytoplasm. The record is from RefSeq and is a predicted model, not a curated record. The transcript has 9 exons. Gene Ontology annotation, biological process: xenobiotic metabolic process. Bases 71 to 1588 code for a protein of 505 amino acids. Gene Ontology annotation, molecular function: iron ion binding; oxidoreductase activity, acting on paired donors, with incorporation or reduction of molecular oxygen, reduced flavin or flavoprotein as one donor, and incorporation of one atom of oxygen; heme binding.